AUGUCGAUCAAACGUGCUCUCUCCAAGGCCAUUAAAGGGCAUAUGGGAGGCGACGAUGACACCUCUGGCUCCAACAUUCGUACUGCCCUGAACCCCAAGAGUCGUACCUCUACGUCCCGCUCCGGCUCCCCCACCGCAUCCCCUCGUCGCAGCAUUCUCGGCAAUUUCCUACGCGACAGGAAUGAUUAUGUCUCUUCCUCUGAGGACUUCUCCGAUGACUCCUCCAGUGGUGGCUUGAGCAAGAAUCAGCAGAAGCGGCUGGUCCGUCAACACCGGCGCAGUGAGCGCAGCCGUCUCAGUGAGGAGAUGUUCUCCGAGGCCGAUCACCGCCGCAAGGAAGAAGAGAUUGCGAAAGCUGCAGCUGAAGAGACUGCUGAUAUGAAGGCACGCUAUGGCGAGCUGCCCUUGAUGCAGUCCUCCGAGCGUCCACGAGAACUACGCACUCGGAUCGAUGAGAUCACACCUGCCAUGGUGGGGCAGCAGGUCUUCUUCACGGCCCGAUUGCAUGUGGUGCGUCGGAUGAGUGCCAAACUGGUGUUCCUAGUGUUCCGUCAGCAGUUGGGUACUUUCCAGGGUGUUCUGCAUGAGCGCCCGGGGAUCUCAUCCAUCGCCAUGAUCCAGUGGGUCGAGCACCUCCGCGUGGGCUCUUUCAUCACAGUCCGGGGUACAGUGCAAAAGCCCGAAGUUCCUGUGCUGGGCUGCUCUAUUCAUGAUGUCGAGCUGGCCAUUGACUCUGUUCAUCUUCUUGUUCGUCGCGAGGAGCCUGUCCCCUUCAGCGUUUACGAGGCAGAGAUUCGGACCACCGAGGAAGAUAAGGUUGAAGGUCGUCGCAGCCAUAUCCCUGACCGGACACGUCUAGCCAAUCGAAUCCUCGACCUGCGGACAGCAACUUCACAAUCUAUCUUCCGUAUUCAGUCUGCGACCUGCAACCUGUUCCGUACCGCCCUAGACGAGCGCGAGUUUAUCGAAAUCCACACUCCCAAGUUGCAAGGUGCUGCCACUGAAUCUGGAGCAAGUGUCUUCCAGGUCAACUACUUUGGUCGCCCUGCAUUUCUGGCCCAAUCACCCCAAUUGGCAAAACAGAUGGCUAUUGCUGCCGAUUUCGGCCGUGUUUACGAGAUUGGUGCCGUCUUCCGUGCCGAGAACUCCAACACUCAUCGUCAUCUGACAGAGUACACUGGAUUGGAUAUCGAAAUGUCAAUUGAAGAGCACUACCAUGAGAUGCUUGAGACCCUUGAUGCUGUUAUCAAGAACAUUUUGAAGGGUAUCUAUUCUAAGUACCGCCGCGAGGUGGAGCUUAUCAAGCACCAGUUCCCUUCAGAGGAUAUUGUGUGGCUGGAUGAGACGCCAAUUAUUCGCUUCACCGAUGGUAUCAAAAUGCUGAAUGACUCGGGCUGGCGGAGCGAGGAGGGGCGAAAUGCUGCCUCUGGAUGA
Messenger RNA from Penicillium canescens, 1434 nucleotides. RefSeq lists its product as uncharacterized. Gene Ontology annotation, cellular component: cytosol; cytoplasm; aminoacyl-tRNA synthetase multienzyme complex. The transcript has a single exon. Gene Ontology annotation, biological process: aspartyl-tRNA aminoacylation. Bases 1 to 1434 code for a protein of 477 amino acids. NCBI's taxonomy places the organism in Eukaryota, Fungi, Ascomycota, Eurotiomycetes, Eurotiales, Aspergillaceae. The record is from RefSeq and is a predicted model, not a curated record. Gene Ontology annotation, molecular function: aspartate-tRNA ligase activity; RNA binding; ATP binding.